UAUAAAAUAAAAUUUUAUUAUAAACGCUAUACACUUUAAAAAUAACAAAAAAAUAAAUAAAACAGAAAAUUAAAGGGGAAGUUUAAAGAGUGAAGACACAAAAAGAAAAGAAAAGAGUUGCGAAGAAGCAGAGGAGCGCACGUCUGAGGAAUAAAAUUAAAAAUAUAAAAAUUCAUUUAAUAUAAGUAAAAAAAGCAGACAACAUGGAUGAAACACAACAUUUCUGUCUGCGCUGGAACAACUACCAAAGUAGCAUAACAUCCGCAUUUGAGAAUUUACGUGAUGAUGAGGAUUUUGUCGAUGUAACCUUAGCAUGCGAGGGACGCAGCAUUAAAGCACACAGAGUCGUAUUAUCAGCAUGUAGUCCAUAUUUUCGGGAUUUGCUUAAGAGCACACCCUGCAAACACCCAGUGAUCCUAUUACAGGAUGUCAAUUUUCUGGACUUGCAUUCAUUGGUCGAAUUCAUUUAUCAUGGUGAAGUAAAUGUACAUCAGAAAUCAUUGCAAUCAUUUCUAAAAACAGCAGAGGUAUUACGAGUCUCUGGUCUGACACAACAACAAGCCGAAGAAACACACAGUCAAUUAGCACAAAUUCAAAAUCUGGCUAAUUCUGGUGUACGCACACCAAUCAAUUCACAUCAUUCAUCCCUACAUGAUGAUUCUCCAUACGCACGAAAUUCAGGCUCUCCACCACCUCCACCACCACAAUUACCAUUGGCCUCCUCCCACAUCAAUACACAAUUGUUCAAACGUAGCAUGGCUAUGUUACGACGUGAACGCAAUAACUCCACACCGUCUGCUGAAGAUUCGAAUAAUGCAAUGAAACGUUUACGGGGCUCUGACAAUGGCUUACCAAACAGCAAUAACAAUAGUCCUGAUAUCAUACAUCAACGCAGCUCGUCACCACAAUUGACACCAGCCGACUUUUCAACCAUAAAACACAACAACAACAACACACCACCACUUAAGGAAGAAAAACGCAAUGGACCCACAGGCAAUGGCAAUGGCAAUGGCAAUAUCACUGGAAAUGGUAAUGGUAUUUCAAUAAAUGAUAAACUAGGCAGUCUUACACCUUCACCACUUGCACGCACAGCUGAGGAUGUCAAAUCCGAACCAAUGGAACUAGUUUGCACUAAUAAUAAUCAAAAUGCCACAGAUGAGCACAGCAAUGAUUCAACAGGUGAAAAUGAUGUUAAUCGUUCUAGUAGCGCUGAUGGUGGUAAAGGUUCUUUAAGCUCCGGUAAUGAUGAAGAAAUUGAUAACAGCUUGCCACAUCAUCCACCACCGCCAUUUCUCAUGUCACCAGCAGAUUCAAAAUUAUUUCCACCAGGCGCAUUUAAUUUCUCCAUGAGCAACAUAGAUCCUGCAGCUUUAGCUGGUUUUAAUUCACAAUUGCAAUCGGCAGCAGAAAUGGCAGUUUCACCACAAGGACCACACAAUUCAAUACGUUCAGCGGCUACAUCUCCAACAAGUUCUACCUCAUCGCCACCAUCACCGCCAACCGCCUUGACAUCACCGAAUUCUUCGCUGAGCUCAAUGGCAGCGGCUUGUGUUGGUGUCAAUAAUUUACAUAAUAGCAGCAAUAGUGGAGGUGUUUAUAGUUUACACGAUACCUCACCGCCACGCCCCGGUAGUGGUGGCAGCAAUAAUGGCAUACCGCCUACAACACCAACACAUACCUCAACACCGCCACAAAUGCCACUACGUAUGCCACCACCAACAAGUGGUGGUAUUAAUGAACCACAGGAAUGUCCCUAUUGUCGACGUACCUUCUCCUGUUAUUACUCACUGAAACGGCAUUUCCAGGAUAAGCAUGAACAAUCCGAUACAUUGUACGUAUGCGAAUUCUGCCAUCGACGCUAUCGCACCAAAAACUCACUGACCACACAUAAGAGUCUACAACAUCGCGGUUCCAGUGGUAUGCUUAAGCGUCUACUAAAGACAUCGGCUAUUAAAAAUGUUUUGGUGCCACAUCAUCACCAUCAUCAUCCGCAUCAUGCGUUGUCACAUCCACGCGCUAGUCUAUUCGAUUUCACCAGCGAGUUGGGACAACCACCACCAGGUAUACAAUAGGAUUUAAGAUGGAAUGCAAUUUUUUAGAGAAUUUCAUUAAAUGUUGUUGAUUUCAAUGGGUGUGGUGAAUUUAACAAAUAAUUCACCACACGCAAGCAUUAGCUAUAAUUUUAUAUUAAUUUAUUUUAAUAAUUAAUUUUUAAUGAAUAUAUUUUAUAAUUAACAAUCUAAUUGAUUCUAUCUAGUUUAGUUAUGUUGCGUACAUGCAAAAUUUUACAAGUAAACAAAAUUGAAAUAAUUUUAAAUUAAUUUUUAAUUUAAAAUUACAAUUAUUAAAUGCUACAUGAGGAAAUAUAAAAGUAUAUGUACGCGUUGUAUGUGCAAUAUUGCAGGAAAGUAAAAGUAAUGAGUGCAGUAAUGCAUUACAUUAUAUUAAUAUCGAGCAGCAGGGAAAAUGUUAAAAUGUUGCAUUUGUUGUUUUAUUUUUAAUCAAAAAGAAAAAAGUUUUAAAUUGCAGCUGCUUAAUUUAAACUAGGCAAGAAAUUUCAGCUUCUUGGUAAUAUUCUUACCAAGUGUGAAGUCGUGCAGUUAUUUACUGCAGGGAUAGCUUAAAGCGUUUCCAGUGAAACAGUUUUUGUACAUAAAUAGUUGUAGCAAGUAAUUUAAUUUAAUUUAAUUAUAAAUUGCAAAUUAGCUUAGUUUAAUUACUUACUUAUAUAUGCUUUAUUCUAAUAUAUGAUUUAGUUAUUUUAAGAGAAUUAGUUCUAAUACAUUUAACAUAAGAAUUCUCAGUUUGGCAUACUUUGCAAAAGAAUUGUGCCCAGCCAGUGGAAUUGAAAGAAAGAGAAUGAAGGACUUUUUUUAAAGAAACUCAUAACAAAAAGCAAAAUUUUCUUUGUAAAAUAUUUGUGGUGAAAAAUUAAUAGAAGAAUUGAAGGAAUGAGUUAGAGGUUAAGUGUGCUUCAGUAGUGGCAGUUCGUCUUAAAACAAAAAAAUAAGUUUUCCAGUUUAAAUAAUACAGUUAGUUAAAGCAGAAAUCCAACGGUCAUUCGGAAAUUCUAAAUUUUAAUUUUGAUAUUUAAUACUUUAAACACUUGUAUCAAUUAAUUACAAUAGCAGCUUUGAAAUUUUUCCAAAAAUACAUUAAGAAAUAUAUAGAUAUUCAAUAGUACAUAAAAUAGCAACAGCAAAUAGCAUAAAAAUGCUACAUAUAGCAGGAAAAAUAAAAAUAGUAACUUUAAAUUUAAAAAAAAUAUAUAUACGCAUAUAUGUCAAUUAGAAUCGCAAACACAGCUUAAAUAGUACCAAAUGGUACAU
Messenger RNA from Teleopsis dalmanni, 3329 nucleotides. RefSeq names its product broad-complex core protein (gene br). Gene Ontology annotation, cellular component: nucleus. Gene Ontology annotation, biological process: regulation of transcription by RNA polymerase II. Lineage: Eukaryota; Metazoa; Arthropoda; Insecta; Diptera; Diopsidae. Bases 204 to 2072 code for a protein of 622 amino acids. Gene Ontology annotation, molecular function: protein binding. The transcript is spliced from 7 exons. The record is from RefSeq and is a predicted model, not a curated record.